AUGGCCGCCAAGCGCAGGGUCGCCGACUCCAGCGACGAAGAGGGGGACUACUCGCCCGACGUCACCCCCGCGAAGAAGGCGAAGCGCGAAGAUACGGAGCAGCCUCAGUCGAGGAAAGGCAAGGCAAAGGCAAGACAAGAAGAGAGCGACGAGGAGGACGAGGAGGAGGUGAAGGAGGAGGAGGGCGAGGAUGCGGAUAAGAAGUUCGAGGAGGAGAAUGAGGAUGCGAUACGUGCUGCUGUGCAGCGCAAGAGCCGGCAUCAGGGGGGUGUUGCCGAGAUGGGCAUCAUCGAGUCGCUGGAGAUGCACCAGUUCAUGUGCCAUAAGUACCUGACCUUCUCGUUUGGUCCGCAAGUCAACUUCAUUAUCGGUCACAACGGAAGCGGCAAGAGCGCCGUCCUCUCAGCCAUAACAGUCGCCCUCGGCGGAAAAGCCACAUCCACGGGCCGCGGCUCAGGCCUCAAGUCUUUCAUCCGCGAAGGCCAGCCGGUCUCCGAGGUGUCGAUCUCGCUGAAGAACCAGGGCGAGGAGGCGUACAAGCCCGAGCUGUACGGGAAGAGCAUCGUGAUCACGCGCCGGUUCACGAAGGAGGGCAGCUCGUCGUACAAGAUCAAGAGCAAGGAUGGGCGCGUCGUGUCGACGAAGCGCGAGGAGCUGGCGGCGAUUUGCGAUCAUAUGAAUAUACAGGUGGAUAAUCCGAUGAAUGUAUUGACGCAAGAUUCUGCGAGGCAGUUUUUGAGUGCUUCGCAUCCGGCUGAUAAGUACCGAUUCUUCCUGAAGGGCACCCAGCUGCAGCAGCUCAGCGACGAGUACGACACGUGCCUCGAGAACAUCUCCUCGACGGCGAAGGUACUGCAGAGCAGGAAGGAGGGCAUGUCGGACUUACGGCAAGCAUUCAAGGAGGCGAGCGCGAAGUUCGAGGAGGCGUCGAAGGCACGGGAGCAGAAGCACAAGGCCGAUGAGCUGAAGAAGGAGCUCGCGUGGGCGCACGUCGCUGCGAAAGAGGAGGAAAUGAAGAAGAAAAUCGGGGAGCACGAGAAGCUCAAGCGGCGGCUGGAGAAGCUCCAGGCGGAGAUGGACUCUGCUGAGAUGGCGUUCCGCGCGGCGAGCGAGCAGGUCACGUUGUUGGAGUCGCAGAUUGCGGAGCUGGGCGAUAUGGACGAUUUGAAUUCCCGCAAGGCGGAGCUGGAGGAACAGCUGAAGGGCAACAGGAAGAAGAUCAGCGAGUUCAAGGUCAGUGAUUGA
This is a messenger RNA of Gloeophyllum trabeum ATCC 11539, 1245 nucleotides long. Its product is annotated as P-loop containing nucleoside triphosphate hydrolase protein. Gene Ontology annotation, cellular component: nucleus; Smc5-Smc6 complex; site of double-strand break. The record is from RefSeq and is a predicted model, not a curated record. Gene Ontology annotation, biological process: double-strand break repair via homologous recombination. Lineage: Eukaryota; Fungi; Basidiomycota; Agaricomycetes; Gloeophyllales; Gloeophyllaceae. The transcript has 8 exons. Gene Ontology annotation, molecular function: ATP hydrolysis activity; damaged DNA binding; single-stranded DNA binding. The coding region runs from base 1 to 1245 and encodes 414 amino acids.